Messenger RNA from Pleurotus ostreatus (oyster mushroom), 1590 nucleotides. RefSeq lists its product as uncharacterized. NCBI's taxonomy places the organism in Eukaryota, Fungi, Basidiomycota, Agaricomycetes, Agaricales, Pleurotaceae. Gene Ontology annotation, molecular function: GTP binding. The transcript is spliced from 8 exons. The coding region runs from base 1 to 1590 and encodes 529 amino acids. The record is from RefSeq and is a predicted model, not a curated record.
AUGAGGCUACCAAUUCUCAGAAACAAUAGCAAAUUGCCCGGUGAUAUAGCUGCCACAUCCUGCGCCGUGGAAGCUGUCGUCAUAGUUAUGGGUCUGACUGGUUCGGGCAAAAGCACGUUCAUCAACGCGGCCGCCCAAGAUGUCAACGCGAUACCCGUUGGGCAUGGUCUAGAGUCUACUACUCGCGAGGUCCUCGCUGCCACCAUCAUCGAUCCGAGGAACGGCUCGGGGAAGAUUCUUCUAGUUGAAGCUCCCGCGUUCAACUACGAAAUACAAACCAUUCGCAAUUCCGAACGCCUACUUGUGCGCUGGCUUGAUGAUACGUCCUAUUCUUUCCAGCGUGACGCGGUACGGGUUCUUUACCUCGGGAAGAUCUCCGACCCCAGGAUUACCAUCUCCCCCUUCGUACAUCUAGGCAUGCUCGAGCGUGUUUUGGGUAAGAAUUUCAACCAAAAGGUUCAUCUCGCCACUACAAUGUGGGCUCGGGCUCCGCUCUCAACCCUGACGAAAGCCGAGCAAAGAGAGAAAGAGUUGCAAACCACGCAAUGGCAAUCUUGGCUUAACUCUGGAUCCCGCUAUCAUCGCUUCGACGGAACUUACCAAUCAGCUUGGUCCAUAAUCGAGGACGCAAUUAAACCCGCCUCUCCCGAUGUCCCGAAUUCCCAUCUUCAGCGGAACCGGUUCUCGCGAGUGCUUAGCCUGUUUACGAGGAGCCGGUCAACAACAAACAUGGCUCGAGAGGGAGGAGACGACCUUUACAUAGCUAUCAUGGGGUUUUCGGGAAGUGGCAAGAGCUCUUUCAUAAACGCUCUUUCUGGGAGUGAAGGGUGCCAGGUCGGUCAUGGGCUUGAUCCUUGCACCCACAACGUGACAACGGUGAAGAUAUUCGAUCCAAAGAGAUGUGACCGCCCACUAGUCUUCAUCGAUACACCAGGUUUGGACGAUCACGUUUCUCCAGACCCGGGAGGCUUUCGCGGUAUGGAGCAGCAGAUGAGCGUCAAGAAGGAUACCCUGUCGUGCAUCAUCUACCUGCAUCGUAUCGAAGUCAACCGGAUGGUACCCACGCAGCUCAGCACCCUUUUGCGAAAGAUCUGCGCCUCCUCACUAUGCCGCAAAAACGUUUUACCUCCGUCUCUUUUCGUGACAACGAUGUGGAACGAUGUCGGUGAAGAGAAAGGAAACUACCAAUUUAACCUUCUAAGGAGUCAUGUCCCUGGAGCGUUGCGGAUUGUCCGCCACGAUGACUGCCGGGAACCGGCUUGGGCCCUCCUCGAUGAUGUUAUAUGCAGAGCGAAUGUAGAGUUCGCUGCGGAAGUCGCUGCAGGUGUUGCACGGCUCAUCCACCGUCUCCGUUCAGACGACCCGAGUGGCAGCGACGCUCGACAAUUGAAGGCCCUAGCCGAACAACUUACCAAGUCUCUGCAUGACCUCCGCACGUUGAGUUUAAAUCCUGACGAGUGGUCGACCCGAGUGGACCGAUACAACCUCUUACGCGCCCAGUUUCAUACCAAGCUCACUGAACUUCGAGAAAAGGGUUACGGUCGAAUGAUAAGUGAGCAUGUUUGGCGGCGGGCUAAAAUACAGUUAUAA